CUUUACGUGCGUCAAAUUUAUUUGAAAAUUAAUAGGAAAGAGAAAUCCUUUGGAACUGGGGUACUAAACCCAAAACACGGGUAAAUGACCUUAGAUACAAGCAAUCAUUUCCCAAAUUUGAAAGCAUGCUUUGUAGCUUUCUAAUAAGCCUAGGUGCUGUGUGUAUUCAACAGAGAGCAGACAAAGUGACAGCAUUCCACAUGACUUGUGAACAAGGAUCUAUGCCGAUAGUACAGUUCUUGACCAGUAAAGACCCAGCAAUCUGUAGAAUAACACUUGUUGACUGCAGAGGGCGGACACCGCUUCAUAUGGCUGCAGGCAAAAAUCACACUCACGUUGUCGAGUUCCUGUUGGAAAAUGGAGCGGUCCUGGAUCCUAAGGAUGAUGAGCGCAGCUCGCCGUUGUUCAGGGCGGCAAAGUAUGGUGCGGGCGCGAUGGUUAAGCUUCUUAUGCAGCGCGGUGCUGACGUGACCAUCCGAGACGUGACGCUUAAAUCAGUGGUUCAUGCAGCAGUAGGGGAUCACAAAUCCAUGGAAGCUUUGCUGCAGAGCCCAACAGCUGCUGCACUCAUCACUGAGAAAGACAAUGAUGGGUUUUCUCCAGUUCACUAUGCGGCCAAGACAGGGGAUCUGAAGAAUAUUCAGUUGUUCGUAGGCAAAAACAGAGCUUCUUCAAGUGUAUUAUCAAACAGUAUGGACACACCAAUUCACGUGGCAUCAAGAUACGGAAGGACAGACAUCGUGGAAGCUCUUAUGGACAAUCAAAACGCGAAAAUAAUCAAUUUGAGAAACAAUCACGGUAGGACAGCGCUACACUUUGCCUGUGCGGGAGGACACGACCACGCAACUGAGGCACUACUUAGAAUGGGUGCGACGAUAGACAGAGAUCAAAAUGAACGUACACCACUUCAUUUAGCUGCCAUUAAAGGGUCGUUGCCUUGUUGUGAAGUAAUCGUAAACAAGAACGAGGAGUGUGUUAACGAUUUAGACAAAAACAAGAACACAGCCAUGCACCUGGCAGCAAUCAAUGGUCACGCAGCCGUGGUGAAAUAUUUUCUGUCACAUCCCAGAGCUCUUGUUCAAAUGAAUGGAAACAAUAAAAAUAUUUUGGACAUUGCUGUUGCUUCAGAAUUCAGAGAAGUUGCAACAGUUAUAGCAAAACACGAAAGGUGGCAGGAGGUUUUGUCCCAAUGCUCAACGGGGUUGGUACCCGUGAUGCAAACCUUGGUUCGAAAGAUGCCGGAAGUAGCUGUGUUCUUCUUGGAUCAGUGCAUGGAAGAGAAAGGAGACCGAGAUUCUGAGAACUUUAUGAUAAAAUACGACCUGAAUUUAGUUCAAGGCCAGCAUCCUGGAGAACCUCUUAAAGCUGACAAAAAGUCGCUGCAACUUAUUGAGACAAUGGCAAGUUACCGACGCGAGAGCUGUCUGACUCAUCCUGUCAGUUUCACAUUAUUAAAUAUGAAAUGGAAGAAAUUUGGUUGGCUGACGUUUGCUGUGAAUCUUUUGUCAUAUUUCGCGUUUUUGAUUCCAUUGACAUAUUUGGCUGUGUAUGGACAUACGAACGAAGACACUUUGUGCAUUAAGGACAAUUCUACUGAGUCUGGUUACGAGGAAACGUGUACCAAUUCAGAUCUGGCAACCCAGCUUAUGAGCGCUGUUGUUUUAAUUGCGGUUUCCAUUCUAAUGAUCAAGCAUAUUUUUUCACUGAUACGCAAGCGUAUGGCAUACGUGCUCAUCUUCUUAAAUUACGUGGAGUGGUUAUGUUACAUCGCAUCCUUUGUUUACGUCAUACCAAUAUGUGACUGCAAGAAAGGUUAUAAAACGGAGGUGGGCGCUAUUGCGCUAUUCUUUGGUUGGAUGAACCUCAUACUUUACUUCAGAAGGUUGUCAUCCUACGGCCAAUACGUGAUUAUGCUGACUACCAUGUUUGUCACACUUGUCAAGGUUCUGCUCUUGUGGAUGCUGUUUAUUAUGGCAUUUGGAACGACGUUUUAUAUGAUUAUGGAUCAUGAACACUUCAGUAACUUUUCAUAUGUUCUGAUGACUAUGUACGUGAUGACGCUGGGAGAAUUGAACUACCACGAAGAUUUCUUUCCUUGGGAUGAAUUGCCUUUUCCAGCCCUCACCAACAUUUUGUUUGUUGUCCUUGUUCUCGGAAUGCCAAUUAUUAUGAUGAAUAUGCUGGUUGGUCUCGCUGUUGGUGAUAUCGACAAAAUCCAGCAGAAUGCUCUGAUGGACCGCUACGUAUUACAGGUUCAGUUACUCUUGGAUAUUGAGAAUUCUCUACCACUAUUUAUUCUUAAGCGUCUUCAAGUGCACAGUUACUCUGAGUGCCCAAACGGCCCCAAAUCGAUCAGAACAAAGCUCGUGGAUGCUCUUGUGUCGUUUGGCAAACCAGAGUCCACUGAGGUGGAAGAAUCCGAAGAACUGUCACCCGGCAUGGUACAAAUCCUUGCAAGGCUAGAACAACAGGAAAAAAGAGCGGAUAAAAUGUACAACAUGUUAAGAGAUCAGGCUGAGUUGUUGAAGGAACUGAAUCAGUUGACUCGCGUGGAAGGAGUUAGUUCUCGAGACGGAAAGAAUGGAGAAGAAAAGAACCAAAAAGGAGGGUUGUUUCGUUUUGAAUUCAAAGGAAUUUAACCGAACACUAAGGGAAAAAGUUUG
Molecule: messenger RNA, 2663 nt
Organism: Orbicella faveolata
Lineage: Eukaryota; Metazoa; Cnidaria; Anthozoa; Scleractinia; Merulinidae
Product: transient receptor potential cation channel subfamily A member 1-like
Biological process (GO): monoatomic ion transmembrane transport
Cellular component (GO): transmembrane transporter complex; membrane
Molecular function (GO): monoatomic ion channel activity; protein binding
Source: RefSeq, a predicted model, not a curated record